Molecule: messenger RNA, 825 nt
Organism: Mesorhabditis belari
Lineage: Eukaryota; Metazoa; Nematoda; Chromadorea; Rhabditida; Rhabditidae
Source: the annotation of a GenBank genome assembly
AUGUAUGAAAAGAAAAUGAAAGAUGCGGCACAGUAUUCUGAUGAUUUUGCACGAUAUGUAAUGUUUCCACUAGCAAUGGGAGCUUAUUCAAGUGAUCCACAGAAAUGUAUCACAUCUGGAAGUCAGGGAAAGUUGAAACGUUUUGUUGAAGCAAAAUGCGAUGAGACAAAAAAUGAUACUUGUGCUGGUUACACAGCUGUUUCCGAUUCAAUGAAAGCAAUCAUUUUGUCAUUCAGAGGCACUGACGGUGAUAUGCAGUUGGCUUUGGAACUUCUUGAAUCUUUUCGCAAAAUGAUUCCUUUCAAUGGCGGUGGUGCUGAUUAUUAUUUCUACAAUGGUUUCAUCAGUGUUUGGUAUGGAGGAAUGAAAGACGAUUUCUUGACUCUUCGACAACAAAAUCCCGACUAUGAGAUUUGGAUAACCGGUCACUCACUUGGCGCUGCUAUAGCCGCGAUUGCAUCUGAUUAUUUAGCAAUUCAUUAUCAACCAAAUAUGGAUAAAUUUAAAGUGAUCACUUUUGGUGAGCCGCGGGUGGGAAAUCAAAGUUAUGCAAUCUCACACGAUCAACAAUUUAUCCACUCAUUCCGUGUCGUUCACAAUCGUGAUCUUGUCACUCAACUUCCACUUCAAGAUAUGGGCUAUCAUCAUCAUGGAAUUGAGGUCUUUUAUCCAAACAAAAUGGCUGUCAAUGAUACGUACAAAAUUUGCGUUCAACAAGAAGACAAGAAUUGUCAGGAUGGUCAACUCGACAUUUGGAAUCCCGAUCACAAUGCCUAUUUUGACACCAAAUUUCAUGAUUACAUUGAUGCAGGAUGUCCAAGAAGU